Messenger RNA from Penicillium odoratum, 879 nucleotides. RefSeq lists its product as uncharacterized. The transcript has a single exon. Lineage: Eukaryota; Fungi; Ascomycota; Eurotiomycetes; Eurotiales; Aspergillaceae. The record is from RefSeq and is a predicted model, not a curated record. The coding region runs from base 1 to 879 and encodes 292 amino acids.
AUGCAUUCCACACUCUCAACUCUCAUCCUCCUCUCCACACCCAUCCAUGCCGCUACCACAGCGCGCAUCUGGACACACUUCUACCCAAGCUGUCCAGGCGAACCCUUCGUCGACCUAAGCACCUACGAGAACUACGAAGAGACCGUUCCAACAUCAAAGAUCUCAGCCGGAAUCUGCACUCAAGUCGGCGUGCCAUCCUACGAACACAACCUCGUCAGCGCACUCUCCAUAGACGCCGAGCUCCUCUCCAAUGAAAAGGGCCACCCCUUCCCACCAGAGAAUGGUCCAAUCUGCAACAUCACCAUCCACGAGGUCCCAGAAUGCAUCGACGAGCCUCUUCUCACAAAAGAACUACACAACGGCGUCGCAGUGAGCGAAUGCCAUGAGCGAAAUUUCGCUGCUUACAGCGACGUCUGGGUCCAGCUUGUUUGCGAGGGCGAACAAGACAAUAAGAAAGAAACUCAACAAGCCGAGUCUCCGGAGGAUCAAGAGGAUUUCACUCGCAUCGACUCGACAACUACUAUCCAAACUACCGACGAUAUCCAGACUCCAGGUUCAAAUACCAAUUCUUGGCACCUUGCGCAGACGGAGCAGUCUGAGCGUGAGCCUGAGCAGGAGAGCCGUGUUAAUAACGUUGGCCAUUCUGAGAGCGAUGCGAUCGUGCAUCGGAUUAUGGAGGAGUUGAGGACUAAGGCGCACGGAUUGAAUCUGGUUUCUGGAAAACCGAACUCUACUCGUCAAUUGAAUGGCACGGUGCAUUUGAAUGGUACCGCGCCUGCGAAUGGUACCGCGCCUGCGAAUGGUACCGCGCCUGCGAAUGGUACUGUUCUUUCGAGGCGGAAGUUGUCUGUUUUGCGCAACCGGAUACGUUUGUAUUAG